AUGUCUGCUGCCAACAAGAUCUUGUCCGAGAACCCAAACGAAUUGGAGUUGCAAGUCGCCCAGGCCUUCAUUGACUUGGAAGCCCAGACAGACCUUAAGGCUGACUUGAGACCAUUGCAGUUCAAGUCCGUCAGAGAGUUUGAGGUCUCUGGCGGUAAGAAGGCUCUUGCCAUCUUCGUGCCAGUUCCUUCCUUGGUCGGCUACAGAAAGAUUCAGACCAGAUUGACUAGAGAGCUCGAGAAGAAGUUCCCAGACAGACACGUUGUGUUCUUGGCUGAGAGAAGAAUCUUGCCAAAGCCAGCUAGAAAGUCCAGAAAGCUUCAGAAGAGACCAAGAUCCAGAACCUUGACCGCUGUCCACGACAAGAUCUUGGAGGACUUGGUGUUCCCUACCGAGAUCACCGGUAAGAGAGUCAGAUACUUGGUUGGUGGCUCUAAGAUCCAGAAGGUCUUGUUGGACUCCAAGGACUCCUCUGCCGUUGACUACAAGCUCGACUCCUUCUCCCAGUUGUACAACAAGUUGACCGGUAAGCAGGUUGUCUUCGAGAUUCCAGGUGACGUUUACUAA
Molecule: messenger RNA, 567 nt
Organism: Candidozyma auris
Lineage: Eukaryota; Fungi; Ascomycota; Pichiomycetes; Serinales; Metschnikowiaceae
Gene: RPS7A
Product: 40S ribosomal protein eS7
Exons: 1
Coding region: 1-567 (188 amino acids)
Biological process (GO): ribosomal small subunit biogenesis; translation; rRNA processing
Cellular component (GO): ribosome; small-subunit processome; 90S preribosome
Molecular function (GO): structural constituent of ribosome
Source: RefSeq, a predicted model, not a curated record